Molecule: messenger RNA, 1551 nt
Organism: Hansenula anomala
Lineage: Eukaryota; Fungi; Ascomycota; Saccharomycetes; Phaffomycetales; Wickerhamomycetaceae
Exons: 1
Coding region: 1-1551 (516 amino acids)
Biological process (GO): transmembrane transport
Cellular component (GO): membrane
Molecular function (GO): transmembrane transporter activity
Source: RefSeq, a predicted model, not a curated record
AUGGCUGCUGACAGUCCAUCUAAAGCUCAAGAGAACAAAUUGAUCAAAUGGUUGAAGUAUAUGUUUAUCUGGUACCCGGCUAAUUACACAACACAAGAAAGAAAGCUGUUAUUUAAGUUAGAUCUCAUUAUCUUGGUCUAUGGGUGUACCUCCUUUUUUGCAAAAUUUUUGGAUCAAACAAAUAUCACAAAUGCGUAUGUUUCAGGAAUGAAAGAAGAUUUAUCACUUUAUGGAAAUGAAUUGAACUGGCUUAAUAUAACUUAUUUGUCUGGAUAUGUAUUGGGUCAAAUUCCAUUUUUGUUGCUCAUGUCAAGACCAAAAUUUUCGAAAUAUGUGUUACCAACAUUAGAAAUAUUGUAUGGGAUUUGUACAUUUUGUCAAAGUAGAAUCACAAAUAUUGAUCAACUUUAUGCUUUGAGGUUCUUGGUUGGAUUAUUUGAAGCUCCUUCAUUUGCAGGUGUUCAUCAAAUACUAGGAGUAUGGUAUGGAUCUCGUCCUUACAAAGGUAAUCCACCAGAAUUGUUUGUGAGGGCUGGUACUUGGUUUCUGUGUUCUUCUUUAGGAAGUAUGUUUUCAGGAUAUUUACAAUCCGCAGCUUACAGAAAUCUAUCAGGAGUUGGAGGAAUGAGAGGGUGGCAAUGGCUAUUUAUUAUUGAUGGGAUAAUAACCAUUCCAAUUGCAUUUGUUGGAUAUGCAUUCUGGCCUGGGUUGCCAGAUUCCGGUAAACCAUGGUAUCUCAAUAAAGAAGAGUAUUCAUUAGCGUUGACAAGAACAAAGAGAAACAAAAUUGAAAAACCUGGCAAAUUGGAUAGAUCUGUAUGGAAAAGAACAUUUACACAGUGGAAAUGGUAUGUAUUUGUUGCUGCUUAUAUAUCAAUGAUGAUGGGAUAUUAUCCAACAAAUUAUUUUUCUUUAUGGCUUAAAGCUCAAAAAAAGUAUACGGUGUAUCAGAUCAACAAUUACCCAACAGUUACUAAUGCUGUUACAAUAAUUUCAAGUUUCACCGGUACUGCAUUAGCUGCGGUUUUUGAUCCGUGGAAAAUCUUUUUGGUUUCUAUUAGUGGACAAGUUAUUUUUGGUAUUAUUAUGAUCAUUUAUGAUGUUCCACCAGCUGCUACAUUCUUUGCAUUUUAUAUUGCUGGUACAGCAGGUUGCAGUUCGCCUAUCUUGUAUUCUUCAAUCAAUAGAAUACUUAGAGGAGAUCAAGAACAAAAGGCAAUUGUAAUGGGUUCUAUGAUGUCUAUUGGGUAUUUUGUUUAUACAUGGUUACCAUUGGCGCUAUAUCCAACAGCUGCAUCAUAUGGUGAAAGAGCAGCUCCUCGCUGGAAAGUUGGGUAUCCAACUCAAUUAGCCUUCACUAUUCUUUUGGGAUCUUUCUUCUUGUUGGCGACUUAUUUGGAUAACAGAGAUAGAAUUAAUAGCGGUGAAACUAUGGAUGUUGAAGAGGAUGUUAUUGAUAGUGAUGAAUCUUCAUUUAGUGAACUACAUGACAUUGAAAAUGGGAAAGUGCAUAUUGUUACUUCUGUUAACAAUAAGAGUAUUUCUAACUAA